AUAGUACAGGGACUUUUGUCUGAUUUUGGAGGAAAUUAACUGUUUAGCACUUUGCAAAAAUGCUGUGGAAACCCUGCAUGUACAUGUACACUUGCAUGUAAUUAUGUUGUUAUUAUUAUUAUUGUGUUCAUGUUUAAUGUUAUUUUGUCAGUUAUACUAAACUUGUGACACUUUUGUAAGUUGUUUGGGAGUUGUAUGGAUACAAAAUAUGAACAUGGUCACUUUAUUUAAAAUAAACACAACUUGUUUGUGUCUUGCUAUAACUUCAUGAUUGUUUAUUUGAGCCUUACCGAUGUCCCAAAUACUUUUAAUAUAUAUAUUUGUGGCAUUUUCACUUUCUCACUCUUAUCAUGGUUGUUUAAAUGUACAUAAUGUAAUAAUAAUGUUAAACUUCUCUCUCUAUCUUUUCUUUCAAAGGUUUUGGCCUGCAGAGAUAAGGUCACGCAUUAAUAAAACCUAUACUUAUUUUGCUGGCGGUCUCGGAGUAACUGCAGCUGCUGCUUAUACUGCCUCACGUUCGGAGUCAUUCUUAAGAUUCAUGAUCACAAGACCUCUAAUGUCUGGUAUUGUAUUUCUGGUUGGUACGAUUGGUUCAGCCAUGAUGUGUUACGGUAUCCCUUACAAGCCAGAGACAAUCCCAGUCAAGAUUGCAUCAUACGCACUCUUCACUGGAAUAAUGGGAGCCACGUUAGCACCUAUUGCUUUUAUGGGAGGUCCACUGGUUGCUAGGGCUGCUUUGUAUACAGCUGGUGUUGUAGGAGGCCUGAGUGCUACAGCUGCUUGUGCUCCGAGUCAGAAAUACCUGAGCAUGAGUGGACCUCUUUCUCUUGGACUGGGUGUUGUGUUUGUAGCAUCCAUUGGUGGUUUAUUUGCUACACCAGGUACAGCUCUCUUCUCUGGUCUUCAUGCUAUCUACAUGUAUGGGGGCCUGGUCCUCUUU
Amphimedon queenslandica is the source of this 940-nucleotide messenger RNA. Its product is annotated as growth hormone-inducible transmembrane protein-like. The transcript is spliced from 4 exons. Lineage: Eukaryota; Metazoa; Porifera; Demospongiae; Haplosclerida; Niphatidae. Gene Ontology annotation, cellular component: mitochondrial inner membrane. The annotation marks the transcript as partial. The record is from RefSeq and is a predicted model, not a curated record.